This is a messenger RNA of Lethenteron reissneri (Far Eastern brook lamprey), 6002 nucleotides long. RefSeq names its product inositol hexakisphosphate and diphosphoinositol-pentakisphosphate kinase 2-like. The record is from RefSeq and is a predicted model, not a curated record. Gene Ontology annotation, cellular component: cytosol. Gene Ontology annotation, biological process: inositol phosphate biosynthetic process; inositol metabolic process. Lineage: Eukaryota; Metazoa; Chordata; Hyperoartia; Petromyzontiformes; Petromyzontidae. Gene Ontology annotation, molecular function: inositol hexakisphosphate kinase activity; 5-diphosphoinositol pentakisphosphate 1-kinase activity.
UGCGGGCGAUGUCACGGUCACACGGCGCAUGCGCGCUGGGGUUCACUGCAGUGAAUUUGACGGCGCCGGCGUAAGGCCCGGGGCCCCGCGGGGACCCAGGGCACCGAGGGGAUCUGGAGGGACGGAGGGGGCCUGAGGCUGUCUUCCUCCGCGUCUCCACCCGCAGCGACGAGAGCCUCCGACAGGCAGGGAGGGAGGCAGGCAGGGAGGUGCCUGGGCCGGCCCGCCGCAUGCGCUGAGGCCGGGGUUCAUGUCCCGCGAGGGGGCCCCGGGGCUCCCGGGCGGCGAGCAGGAGCGGCGAGGGGGGCUCGCCCCCCCGCCCGAGGCGGCGGCGGCGGCGUCUCCCGGCGCCCCGCGCUGCGGCGGGGACGCCGAGGAGGUCGCGGGGGAGCGUGGGGACAGCGACCCCGCACGGGGUGAAGACGCCCCUGAGACGAGGGUGGAGACCCCUGGCGAUGAGGCGGAGGAGGUGAAGGAGGCGGCAGCUGGCAGGGAUGCCGCGGGAUCUGGGGUCGGCGAGGGGAGCCAGAGGAGCCGGAGGUCCUCGUCGCAGAGCGAGGGGGGCGCGCGGUUCUUCGUGGGCGACGACGACGACGAUGACGACGAGGAGUAUGGCAGCUUCCGGAACGAGGACAGUGACCUCUACUACGACGACGACGACGAGGACGAGUCGCCGCCCGAGCGUCAGAUUGUGGUGGGCAUCUGUGCCAUGGCCAAGAAGUCCAAGUCGAAGCCCAUGACCCAGAUAUUGGAUCGCCUCUGCAAGUUCAAGUACAUCACGGUGGUCAUCUUUGACGAGGAGGUCAUCCUGAACGAGCCCGUCGAGAAUUGGCCGCUCUGUGACUGCCUCGUGUCCUUCCACUCAAAAGCAGGCUUCCCGCUGGACAAGGCCGUGUGCUACGCGAGGCUACGCAACCCCUUCAUCGUCAACGACCUCGACAUGCAGUACCACAUCCAGGACAGGCGCGAGGUUUAUCGGAUUCUCAAGGAGGAGGGAAUCGACCUGCCCCGCUUUGCCGUCCUCAACCGGGAUCCCAACCGCCCCGAAGACUGUAACUUGGUGGAGAGUGAGGACCACGUGGAAAUUAACGGGGAGGUUUUCCAGAAGCCGUUUGUGGAGAAGCCAGUCUGUGCCGAGGAUCACAACGUGUACAUCUACUACCCCACGUCAGCCGGAGGGGGCAGCCAGCGUCUCUUCCGCAAGAUUGGGAGUCGCAGCAGCGUGUACUCUCCCGAGAGCACCGUGCGCAAGACCGGUUCCUACAUCUACGAGGAGUUCAUGCCCACUGAUGGCACCGACGUCAAGGUGUACACGGUGGGGCCGGACUACGCGCACGCGGAAGCGCGCAAGUCUCCCGCGCUCGACGGGAAGGUGGAGCGCGACGCCGAGGGCAAGGAGGUGCGCUACCCGGUCAUCCUCAAUGCCCGCGAGAAGCUCAUCGCCCGCAAAGUGUGCAUGGCCUUCAAGCAAACGGUGUGCGGGUUCGACCUGCUGCGCGCCAACGGCAACUCGUACGUAUGCGACGUCAACGGCUUCAGCUUCGUCAAGAACUCCAUGAAGUACUACGACGACUGCGCCAAGAUACUGGGAAACAUAAUCAUGCGCGAGCUGGGCUCGCAAUUCCACAUCCCGUGGUCGAUCCCCACGGAGGCGGAAGACAUCCCCAUCGUGCCCACCACCUCCGGCACCAUGAUGGAGCUGCGGUGUGUGAUUGCCGUGAUCCGGCACGGCGACCGAACCCCCAAGCAGAAGAUGAAGAUGGAGGUCCGGCAUCCACGGUUCUUCGAGCUGUUCGAUAAAUACGAAGGCCACAGAACGGGGAAACUGAAACUGAAGAAACCCAAGCAGCUGCAGGAGGUGCUCGACAUUGCACGGCUGUUGCUGUCUGAGCUCGAUCAAAAGAACGACACUGAGAUCGAGGAGAACAAAGCCAAGCUUGAGCAGCUCAAGACCGUCCUGGAGAUCUGGUUCAACGAAGAUGCCAGCCACGAGAGAUGUCGAUGUCCUUGCUGCUGCCUGCACGGUGACCCCGAGGGCUUGAUUGCAUGGUACGGACACUUCUCGGGCAUAAACCGCAAGGUGCAGAUCACCUAUCUGCCCCACGGGCAGCCGCGCACCUCCAGCGAGGACGACGACGUGCGCAAGGAGGAGCCGUCGCUGCUGUUGGUGCUCAAGUGGGGCGGGGAGCUGACGCCGACGGGACGCGUGCAGGCCGAGGAGCUGGGCCGCGCCUUCCGCUGCAUGUACCCAGGCGGGCAGGUGGAGGGUAGAGGCAGGUGUGGGUGCGAGUCGCCUAUCAGCUGCGGUGACUACGCCGGCUUCCCAGGCUGCGGGCUCCUUCGCCUACACUCCACCUACCGGCACGACCUCAAGAUCUACGCCUCUGAUGAAGGCCGUGUUCAGAUGACGGCCGCGGCCUUCGCCAAGGGCCUGCUGGCGCUGGAGGGGGAGCUAACGCCCAUCCUGGUGCAGAUGGUGAAGAGCGCCAACAUGAACGGGUUACUGGACUCGGACCAUGACUCGCUGAGCACGUGCCAGCAGCGCGUCAAGCAGCGCCUCCACGACAUCCUGCAGAGGGACCGUGACUUCAUGGACGACGAUUACACCAAGCUGGCUCCUACAGCCAGCGUCUCCGUCAUUGCGUCGAUGCGUUCCAUCCGGAACCCCGUGCAGACCUGCAACCAGGUGUACACGCUCAUCCAGAGCCUCACCUCCCAGAUCCGCAAGCGCAUGGAGGAUCCAAAGUCUUCAGACAUCCAGCUGUACCACAGCGAGACGCUGGAGCUGAUGCUGCGGCGCUGGUGCAAGCUGGAGAGGGACUUCAAGCUGAAGAACGGGCGCUACGACAUCAGCAAGAUCCCCGACAUCUACGACUGCAUCAAGUACGACACACAGCACAACGCCGCGCUGGCACUGGAGGAUACCACCGAGCUGCACCUGCUGUCCAAGGCGUUGGCGGACAUCGUCAUUCCGCAGGAGUACGGCCUGAGCCGCGAGGAGAAACUGGACAUUGCGUUCAGUUACUGCCAGCCACUCAUCUGCAAGAUCCGGUCGGACUUACAACGUACGCAGGACGACGACACGGUCAACAAGCUGCACCCACUGUACUCGCGCGGUGUGAUGUCGCCGGAGCGGCACGUGCGCACGCGCCUUUACUUUACCAGCGAGAGCCACAUGCACUCGCUGCUGUCACUGCUGCGCUACGGGGGGCUGCUCGACGAGGAGAAGGACGAGCAGUGGAUGCGCGCGAUGAACUACCUGAGCGAGGUGACGGAGCUGAACUACAUGACGCAAAUCGUCAUCAUGCUCUAUGAAGACCCUAACAAGGACCCGUCCUCCGAGGAGCGCUUCCACGUGGAGCUGCACUUCAGCCCUGGGGUCAAGGGCACCGAGGGAGAGCGCAGCCACCCGGCGGGGUCAGGUUUCAGGCCGGCCUCCCGUGAGAGCGAGGGAGCCCCCCCACAGCAAGGCCCCCCGGACCCGGACGCGGCGCCACUCGCUCGCGACGAGGUGGACAAUGCCACAGUGUGCCGACCUAUGCCCUCUGACCCCAUAUUCAUCCAUCGUAGGUCGCCCCUCUGUAAGUCGAGGAAGGUCGGUUCCUUGGAAGACGACCCCCUGCACGGCGGCUUGAGCCCGGAGCCGGGCUGCGUGUGGGUGGCGCCCGUGCGGCUCCGUAGCACGUCGGCCGAAUACCCCGCCCCCGGCUCCCCAAAAUCCCUCGCCCUCUCCUCCAUUCUCGCCUCCUGGCAGCAGGUUUUAUCCGAAACGUCCGCGUUUCCAGGCGGCCCACGACGGCUCGCCGUGGCCACGCACGCAAGCAAUGUCAAGCACAGCCAGGAGCCCAAGCACAGCGGCCUGGGGUCGCAGUGCGCUGGUCUGUUCAGCACCGCAGUGCUGGGGGGCUCCUCCAGUGCCCCCAACCUGCAGGAUUACGCGCGAGCCAGUCGCAAAAAACUGGGGGCCGCCACCCUGCAUUACGAUGACAUCCCCCAGGAGCUGCUGUUCCUGCUGUCCCAGGGCAGCGGCUCAGCCGACAGCUCGCUGCUGCAGCACCUGUGCCACUGCUCCGAGCACCAAAAGCUGCUCAAGCGCUGGUCCAUCUCCAACCUGGACCUGCUCGCCUGCCUCUACGGGGGCUUUGAAGGCUACUCCAUGGUGCCGUCUAUCUGCCCCUUGGAGACGCUGCACAACUCACUCUCCCUCAAGCAGAUGGACGCGUUCCUCGCCACCGUUACGCACCUGAGCUGCGCCGCCAGCGCCGCCGGUGGUCGCAGCUGCCCGUGCAGGUGCCAGGGGGAGUCGACGGGAACUCGCCGCUCCCCGCCAUCCUCCCUGCCGCUGCCGUGCAGCGACAAGCCGCCCUGGUGCAGCAGCGGCCCCUCGAGCGCGGUGUCGAGCGCGGGGCCCUCCUCCCCCACGGCCUCCGAGCCCUCGCUGCACUUCGGAGCCUCGCUCACGUCGCAGAGCUCCGACGACAAAACCAUGGACCCGGGACAGAGCUCCGAGCCGGGGCUCGUGAUCGCAGGGCAGAGCUCCAAGGUGGGGCUCGUGAUCGCAGGGCAGAGCUCCAAGGUGGGGCCCUUGGGGUCGGGACACAGCUCCGAGGGGGGGCUCACGGACAGUCCGUCGUUCGACUCCCCAGAGGAGCGAAGUUUGUCUCAGCCCAGCAGCACGGCGAGCGCGGACGCCGGGGUGUAGCCCUCGCUGGACAUGAGACGGAGCCAUCGUCGAGUGGCUGCCCGCUGCCGCUGCCGCUGCUGCUGCCGCUGCUGUUGCGGCAUGGUGCCCUGCUGCCAGUGUGGGGUUGGCUGUGCAGUGCCCGGGCCUACUCUCUCCGCUGCCUGAGGAAAAACUCCUGAUGCGCCACAGGCAUCGCCGCGCAUUGAGGAGGCACUUGUUGGAUGGAAAGCACAUAGACGCGCAGUAACGGUCGUACAUACACAAGACAUGCAGAGCAAUCACAAGUGAGACCCACCCAGUCACACACAAACACGCGUUCAAGAUGCACAACAACAACAGCCGCCAUUUGCCACCUAGUGGCGAUGACGUCACAGCGGCACUCGUGCCGGGCGAGAUGCACUUUGAGGGCACGCUCGGCGUCGGGGCAGAGCCGGGUGUGACGGGUUAAGUGACUGAGAUGGCUGACAGAUGCACACAGAUACCGUUGCGUCUAGUUAAACACACAGUCACACAAUCAUACACAUACAAACACGCAGAUACACCACCCACAGUAGCACAUGUACAUACACCUAAUCGCACACCACUCGUGCAUACGGACAAUAGACACGCACGUUGGGACACGUACAGUCAGACAUGCGUUGACACAAAAACAUCCAUGUCUAUCAUUACAGGCAGUUGGGGCAGGUGCUGUUAGUGAACACCUAUUAUGAUGGGGUGACGUGGCCUGACCCCCACGCCUUUAUCUCCAUUUUAACGACGUUUGCACUCCACAACACGCAUUCAAGUCCGUGUCAAGCUCGGGGAGGCCCCUGAACGGUUCAGAUAUCUAUCGAUCAGCACCGAUAGUGGCCGUGAAUCUAACGCAGCUUGCCGCUGGGUUCACGGCACAGCACGCUAACCACUGUGCCACCGCUCGCCACACAGACGCGGACACGUAAUCGUGCUCGCUCGCUUGUCAUCGGAGAGACGUGCACGCCUCGAUAUCAGGCCGCGCGGCCGCCGCGUGUGUUUUGUCAAAACAGUGCGCGGAACUCGAGGCCCGUGACGAGGCGAGCGGCGCGUGGGAGCCGUUGCGCCCUGCGCUCGCGCGCGUCCCCACGGGGCCGCGGCGGCGUCCUCCUCCUCGUCGUCGUCGCGGACGUUGCCGCGGCGACGUUGACGUGCCGAGCGGGCGGGUUUGGAUGCACCGCGUGUGCUUUGCCGGCGGUGGCCUGCGCGAUGUUCGCGGGUUUUAGGUUUUAUGUGUUCCGAUUGUUGUACCCUCACACGAUGGCACAUGCACUGAAUUAAUAUAUAAACGUACGGCGUGUGAAUGUCA